GUGAAUGGAUAACGUGGAAAUACGGCCACGGCGAAGCGCCAGGCUGGCAGGCGACAACCUUGAGGAGAGCUCUGUGAUAUCGGGCAAAGUAGAGACCGCGGAUCGAUCUUGUGGCGAAGAAGAGGAUAAGUCGUUCGGCUCCUAUAUGACGUCAUUGGUCCUUCUACUCACGCUCCUCGCUACAUCGCUGUGCAUGAUGUGGCUCCUCUAUCAGGGGUUUCCUCCUUUGAGCAAACUGUAUAGGAAUCAGCUUCACACAACGUUCGGUGAUAAGAGUUUUACUCAGCUUCUGACUAACACAACGGGUCAGGAUAUGUUAGUGGUACAAGAAACUCUCGAGUUCUACAUCGAAGGUCACUACACGGAAGUGCUGCUACUAUUUUGUGCGUCAUAUACCUUCCUGCAGACCUUCGCCAUUCCAGGGCCUAUAUUCUUAUCCCUACUAGCGGGAGCUUUAUUCGGGAGGAUGAAGGGAUUCUUUCUGGUGUCGACCUGUGCUACGGCCGGCGCUACUCUCUGCUAUACACUCUUCCGUGUGGUGGGCCGUCCAGUUGUGAUGCAUUUCUUCCGCCCGGCAAUGACCAGGUUCAAGAGGCAGUUGGACAAGCGACGUGACAGCUUGUUCUGGUACAUGUUGUUUUUACGUAUUACGCCAAUAGUGCCUAAUUGGUUCAUAAAUAUCUCUACAGGGAACCUCGGACUGAACUCCAGGACGUUCUUCUUUGGUACGUUGCUUGGUCUUAUUCCGAAUAAUAUUAUAUUGGUCAACAUGGGCAGCGAACUCGCUGAAAUCCAGCACGUGGGAAGCUUCAACGCUAAGAACUUCCUAGUCCUCUUGGGUCUAGGAUGUUUGGCACUAAUCCCGACGUUGUUGAAGCGUCAGCUCUCCACUGACGAGAAUGACGACCAUCUGCUGGUGCCUGUGGCGGCUGAUCACGAGGAUGCUACCAAGAAACGGAAAAAUUGA
Molecule: messenger RNA, 967 nt
Organism: Perkinsus marinus ATCC 50983
Lineage: Eukaryota; Perkinsozoa; Perkinsida; Perkinsidae
Exons: 9
Coding region: 5-967 (320 amino acids)
Source: RefSeq, a predicted model, not a curated record